Vitis vinifera (wine grape) is the source of this 2358-nucleotide messenger RNA. Its product is annotated as probable leucine-rich repeat receptor-like protein kinase At1g35710. The record is from RefSeq and is a predicted model, not a curated record. Gene Ontology annotation, molecular function: protein binding. Lineage: Eukaryota; Viridiplantae; Streptophyta; Magnoliopsida; Vitales; Vitaceae. Bases 1 to 2358 code for a protein of 785 amino acids. The transcript has a single exon.
AUGGGAAAAUUGCCGAAUUGGUUGGGUGAGCUUAAAAAUCUCAAGGCACUCGAUUUAUCCAAUAACAAAUUUGAAGGUCUCAUCCCUGCUUCUUUAGGGACAUUGCAACAUUUGGAGUUUCUGUCUCUUCUGGAGAAUGAGUUGAAUGGAAGUCUCCCAGAUAAUAUUGGACGACUUUCUCAACUGCAAUACUUGGAUGUUUCUUUCAAUCAUUUGAGUGGAAGUCUCCUGGAUAGUAUUGGACAACUUUCUCAACUGCAAGACUUGGAUGUUUCUUCCAAUCAUUUGAGUGGAAGUCUCCCGGAUAGUAUUGGACAACUUUCUCAACUGCAAGACUUGGAUGUUUCUUCCAAUCAUUUGAGUGGAAGUCUCCCAGAUAGUAUUGGACAACUUUCUCAACUGCAAGACUUGAAUGUUUCUUCCAAUCAUUUGAGUGGAAGUCUCCCAAAUAGUAUUGGACAACUUUCUCAACUGCAAGACUUGGAUGUUUCUUCCAAUCAUUUGAGUGGAAGUCUCUCUGAACAACAUUUUUUGAAGCUGAGUAAGUUGGAGUAUUUACAGAUGGGUUCCAAUUCUUUCCAUUUGAAUGUUAGUCCCAAUUGGGUUCCCCCUUUCCAGGUGAAUGAACUUGAUAUGGGUUCAUGCCACUUGGGUCCUUCAUUUCCGACUUGGCUUCAAUCUCAAAAGAACCUCGAGUAUCUUGAUUUCUCAAAUGACAGCAUUUCAAGUCCCAUUCCAAACUGGUUUUGGAAUAUUUCUUUUAAUCUGCAACAGUUGAAUCUUUCUCACAAUCAAUUACAAGGUCAACUACCAAAUUCAUUAAAUUUUUCUAUUGGCGGUGGUGCUUACAUCGAUUUCAGUUCCAACCUCUUUGAAGGACCUAUUCCUUUUUCAAUCAAAGGGGUCCCUUUUCUAGAUCUCUCCCAUAAUAAAUUUUCUGGCUUUUUUUCACCGAGCAGAGGUGAAUCCAUGUUAGGCUUGCAUGCCCUUCUGCUUUCAGAUAAUCAAAUAACAGGAUUCAUCCCUCUAAACAUAGGAAAAUCCAUACCAAACUUGUCUUAUCUUUCUCUUUCAAGUAAUCAAAUAACAGGGGUCAUCCCAUCAAACAUAGGCGAAUCCUUACCCAACUUGGUUUUCCUUUCUCUCUCGGGUAAUCGAAUAACAGGGACCAUCCCAGAUUCCAUAAGACGCAUCACCAAUCUUGAAGUCAUUGAUUUUUCAAGGAAUAAUUUGACUGGAAGCAUUCCUUCUACCAUAAAUAAUUGCUCUGGGCUUUUUGUUCUAGACCUUGGAAACAACAAUUUGUUUGGGAUGCUACCAAAGUCGUUGGGUCAGUUACAAUUGCUUCAAUCACUGCACUUGAACCACAACAAGCUUUCAGGAGAGUUCCCCUCAUCUUGGCAAAAUUUAACAGGUUUGGAUGUCCUUGAUCUCAGUUACAACAGAUUAUCGGGUCAGGUUCCUACUUGGAUUGGAGUUGCUUUCGUAAAUCUUGUAAUUCUCAACUUGAGGUCGAAUAUGUUUUCUGGAAGACUUCCUUCUCGACUUUCAAAUUUAAGCUCCCUGCAUGUCUUAGACCUUGCACAAAACAAUCUGAUGGGUGAAAUUCCAAUCACUUUGGUUGAGCUUAAAGCCAUGGCUCAAGAGCAAAUGAAUAUAUAUCAGUUAAGUGUGAAUGCCAACUCCUCGUAUACCAGCUCCUUGUAUGAAGAACGAUUGGUUGUGAUUGCCAAAGCCCAAAGUCUUGAAUAUACCAGGACUCUUUCUCUUGUUGUAGGCAUUGACCUAUCCGACAAUAAUUUAAGUGGAGAGUUCCCCCAAGAAAUAACAAAAUUGUUUGGUUUGGUGUUUUUGAACUUGUCGAGGAAUCACAUCACUGGCCAAAUUCCUGAAAGCAUUUCAAUGUUGCGACAAUUGUCAUCUCUUGAUUUGUCAAGCAAUAAGCUUUCCGACACCAUUCCUUCAAGCAUGGCCUCAUUAUCAUUCUUGAGUUAUUUGAAUCUAUCAAAUAACAAUUUCUAUGGUGAGAUCCCCUUUAUAGGGCAAAUGACAACCUUCCCCGAGCUGGCCUUUGUGGGAAACCCUAAUCUAUGUGGAGCUCCACUGGCCACAAAAUGCCAGGAUGAAGAUCCAAAUAAAAGGCAAAGUGUUGUUAGUGACAAAAAUGAUGGUGGCUAUGUUGAUCAAUGGUUUUACUUGAGCAUUGGCUUGGGAUUUGCCAUGGGCAUCCUAGUUCCAUUUUUUGUUUUGGCAACAAGGAAAUCUUGGUGUGAGGCCUAUUUUGAUUUUGUGGAUGAGAUUGUCAGAUGGUUGUUGAGAGGAAGAGCAACCUAUGCCAAAAAUCAUCCUAGAAGGUGA